Molecule: messenger RNA, 3315 nt
Organism: Sorex fumeus (smoky shrew)
Lineage: Eukaryota; Metazoa; Chordata; Mammalia; Eulipotyphla; Soricidae
Gene: ACSS1
Product: acyl-CoA synthetase short chain family member 1
Exons: 14
Coding region: 29-2011 (660 amino acids)
Cellular component (GO): mitochondrion
Molecular function (GO): acetyl-CoA synthetase activity; AMP binding
Source: RefSeq, a predicted model, not a curated record
CUCGGAGCCCGUCAGGCCUGUGCGGGGGAUGGCGGCAAGCCGCGUGCUGGGGCGUCUGGUGCGGGGGCGCCUGGUGGGGCUGCGGGCGUUCUCGGGAGUCCCGCGGGCCCCGUACCCGGAGCUGCGCGCCCAGGCGGCCCGAGACCCCGCCGCCUUCUGGGGACCGCUGGCGCGGGAGGCGCUGCAGUGGGACGCCCCCUACCAGAGCGUGUGCGACUGCGACCUCCGCGCGGGCAGAAUCGCCUGGUUCCUGGGGGGCCGCCUCAACGUGUCGGUCAACUGCCUGGACCGGCACGUGCAGACAGCUCCAGAGAGCAUUGCUUUGAUCUGGGAGCGGGAUGAGCCUGGAACUGAAGUGCGUAUCACCUACAGGGAGCUGUUGGAGACCACCUGUCGCCUAGCCAACACCCUCAAGAGGCAUGGAAUCGGCCGUGGAGACCGAGUGGCCAUCUACAUGCCUGUGUCCCCACUUGCGGUGGCGGCGAUGCUGGCCUGCACCAGGAUUGGAGCUGUGCACACAGUCGUCUUUGCUGGCUUCAGUGCAGAGUCCCUGGCUGGGAGAAUCAAUGACGCCGAGUGUAAGGUGGUUCUCACAUUCAACCAAGGACUUCGGGGAGGGCGUGUGGUGGAGCUGAAGAAGAUAGUGGAUGAAGCUGUGAAGCACUGCCCCACAGUUCAGCAUGUCCUGGUGGCUCACAGGACGGAGAACAAGGUUCCCAUGGGGGAUCUGGACAUCCACCUUGAGGAGGAGAUGGCCAGAGAGGCUCCCACCUGUGCCCCGGAGAGCAUGGGCAGCGAGGACAUGCUCUUCAUGCUGUACACCUCAGGGAGCACCGGGAAACCCAAGGGGCUUGUGCACACCCAGGCGGGCUACCUGCUGUACGCAGCGCUGACACACAAGCUCGUGUUUGACCACAAGCCUGGUGAUGUUUUCGGCUGUGUAGCUGACAUUGGCUGGAUCACAGGACACAGCUACGUGGUGUAUGGUCCUCUCUGCAAUGGAGCAACCAGUGUCCUUUUUGAGAGCACCCCGAUUUACCCUAAUGCUGGUCGGUACUGGGAGACGGUGCAGAGGUUACAAAUCAAUCAAUUCUAUGGUGCCCCAACAGCUUACCGGCUCUUGAUGAAAUACGGUCCUGCUUGGGUGAAAAAGUAUGACCGCUCGUCCCUCCGUACCCUGGGCUCAGUGGGAGAACCGAUCAACCAUGAGGCCUGGGAUUGGCUGCACAAGGUGGUGGGUGACAGCAAGUGUACGCUAGUAGAUACCUGGUGGCAGACAGAGACAGGCGGCAUCUGCAUUGCUCCUCGGCCCUCGGAAGAAGGGGCAGAGAUCCUCUCCGGCAUGGCCAUGAGGCCCUUCUUUGGCAUCGUGCCUGUUCUCCUGGAUGACCAGGGGAACGUCGUGGAGGGCGGGGAUGUCUCUGGGGCCCUGUGCCUUUCCCAGCCGUGGCCAGGCAUGGCCAGGACCAUCUAUGGAGACCACCAGAGGUUCAUGGAUGCCUAUUUCAGGGCUUACCCAGGCUACUACUUCACGGGAGACGGUGCCUACCGCACUGAGGGUGGCUAUUACCAGAUCACAGGGCGCAUGGAUGAUGUCAUCAACAUCAGCGGGCAUCGAUUGGGCACCGCGGAGAUCGAGGAUGCGUUGGCAAACCACCCCUCGGUGCCCGAGUCAGCUGUCAUUGGCUACCCCCAUGACAUCAAAGGCGAAGCUGCAUUUGCCUUUAUUGUAUUGAAAGAUGAUGAAGGUGACACAGAAGUGUUGUUGAAUGAGCUCAGGUCAGCAGUGGCCACCAAGAUCGCCAAAUAUGCUGUGCCUGACCAGAUGUUGGUCGUGAAACGUCUUCCUAAGACUCGGUCUGGAAAGGUCAUGCGGAGGCUCCUGAGAAAGAUAGUGACAGGCGGGACUCAAGAUCUUGGGGAUACCACCACCCUCGAGGACCCCAGCGUCAUCAAGGAAAUUCUGAAUGCCUACCAGAAGUACCAAGACAAGCGUCAGAAGACCCACUGACCGGCAAGCCCAUGCCUUUGUCUUGCCCUUCCAGAGAGUACCCCGCGGCUGGCCUUCUCUGCAGCCCAGAAGCUGUCGUCUUCAGUAUCUGAUCCACACUGCCGUGAUGCCAAGUCUGCUCCAGAAUCCCCUCUCCCCUUCUGUUGUGAAGUGACAGAGAUGUUCUGUCAGCUAUGGCUGACACUAUUCCCCUGAUCCUGAUUCUUGUUCCUUAAAAUGAGAAGUCAUGAAAAGCCAUUGCUCUCCACCUGAGUGUCACGGCUGACCAAACAAGGGGAAAGCUGGCAGAGCGUUUCUUAGCAUCAGUGACUUCAAUGGCACACAGUCAUUUUCCAGGUAGAUAAUGCAGAGAUGUUAUUUUUGCAUUUUUAUAUUUCAGAGGAACAAUGUCCAAGCACACACAGGAAAAUGUGAUUUUAGACAUGCUCGAAGUAACAUUUAGAAUUAAGGAAAUCCCUCUUUUUUGCCUCUGCACCUGGGGAAACUGUGGAAAGAACCUUGAAGUUCUUGGCAACCAUUUUUGGUGUAUAGUCCUACCUCCCUUGGUUUGUUUAUCAUGAAAUUAAUAACCUAAAAACUGUGGUAUGAAUAUGACUGUCUUUUCAUUCCUAAGUGACUCCAGUUGCUUGUUCUAUGAUCUAGAAGCUGUUAUCUGGAUAAAUAACCCCCUUCCCACCUUGGAUUCCUCUUGAUAGAACAGCAUGCUCCAAGUAUGUGGGCUUGUCGAGGUGUAAAAUCAGGUGAUUAGGUGGAGCAUAAUCAUGGUCCUUGCAAAUCCUGCCUAAUGGUGGUAAGCACCUUUAUGUGAGUCUUGGAAUCUGUCUGACAAGUCUCACUCUCAGUCUUAAUGUGCCUUAAUUCCUCUGAACAUUUAGCUAGGUGGUAGAAGUCGUUCAGUUACAAAGUGCAGCUUCUUCAGGCAAGCAUGCUGGUGGGGGGAGUCUAGGGGGCCUUCUGUGCUGGGUUCCUGUGGACAGAGAAACGUCACCCUGGCCUUGCCCCUGCAAUGGUGUUUAGGAGUAUGGGACAAGGGUUGGGAGCUGAGCGACUUUGAGGGCCAUGGAAGUGCUGGUCUACCAGGUAACUGAAUAUGCCUUUGGCAUUGAUGGGUGGCAUUGAUUAUGGCACAGCUCUCAACAUAGUCUGUGCUUAUGAUACUUGGUAGCCUCAGGACCUACCUGUUUGUGCUGGGCCUAGCAGUCGGUGGGCAUGGUGCUAUAUGUGAAAUGGGUUUUAUAUCAUGUGAGUGACAGGGUCUCAGAAUUAUACCUAUGGCACUUCAAAUAAAGCUUUAUUUUAUUCCA